CUGCUUACGUCCUCCUCGUCGUCUCCCCAACCGCGCGCGCCAUUAAAGGAGCCCGGCCUCUGCUUCUAGUAGAUGCACGCCAAGGAGCGCGCGGCCGGCCAUGGUGGCCAGGCUAGCUAGCCUGGUGCUGCUGCUGGUUUUUCCUCCCAAGCCCGCAUUCAAUAACACGCUGGAGCAUUCAUGGCCCCCUUUCUGAUGGUAGAUGGCGAGCAUUUACGCCGCCACGGUACGAGCCGAGAGCCGAGCUCUCCCCCUCGCUCCCCCGCUAUAUAGCGCUCCGCCACCCACUACCCCUCACUACCAUUGCUCUCAUUUCCUCAGCUCAGCACCUACACCCACACUGACAGCUGGUUCAUCUCUGGCUGCUGGUGGUAGCAGCGGCGGCGGCAGCAACCAAGAAGGGAGAUGGAUGUGAAUGACGUGCUGCUGGUGGUGCUGGCGGCGGCGCUGGCGGCGAUGUGGUGGCGGCGGUGCUCCAAGACCGGCGGCGUGGACGGCCUCCCGCCGGGGCCGCCGGGGUGGCCGGUGGUCGGGAACCUCUUCCAGGUGAUCCUGCAGCGGCGACCCUUCAUGUACGUGGUGCGCGACCUCCGGGAGAAGUACGGGCCCAUCUUCACCAUGCGGAUGGGCCAGCGCACCCUCAUCGUCGUCACCUCCGCCGACCUCAUCCACGAGGCGCUCGUCAAGCAGGGCCCCAUGUUCGCCAGCCGCCCCGAGGACAGCCCGACCCGCCUCCUCUUCAGCGUCGGCAAGUGCACCGUCAACUCCGCCCCCUACGGCCCGCUCUGGCGCGCGCUCCGCCGCAACUUCGUCGCCGAGAUCGUGUCGCCGCACCGGGUCAAGGCCUUCUCCUGGAUCCGGGAGUGGGCCGUCACCGCCCACCUCCGCCGCCUCCGCGCCGAGCACGCCGCCGCCGGCGCCGUCCGCGUCAUGGCCAGCUGCCGCCUCACCAUCUGCAGCAUCCUCAUCUGCAUCUGCUUCGGCGCCAAGAUCCCCGACGACCUCAUCAGGGAGAUCGAGGAGGUGCUCAAGGACGUCAUGAUGAUGACCAUGCCCAAGCUCCCGGACUUCCUGCCCCUCCUCACGCCGCUCUUCAGGAAGCAGCUCACCGAGGCGCGCAACCUGCGCCGCCGCCAGCUUGCCUGCCUCGUGCCUCUCGUGCGCGCGCGCCGGGAGUUCCUCCGGGACGGAAACAAGAAGGCGGUGGACGGCGGCGUGGAGAUGAUGAGCGGACCCGGCGAGGCGUACGUGGACUCGCUCUUCGACCUCGAGCCGCCCGGCCGCGGGAAGCGCCUCGGCGAGGACGAGCUCGUCACGCUCUGCUCCGAGGUCAUGAGCGCCGGCACGGACACUAGCGCCACCGCGCUCGAGUGGGCUAUGAUGCACCUCGUCCUCGACCCCGCCGCGCAGGAACGCCUCUACGACGAGGUCGUCGGCAAGGUCGGCAAGACCGCCCGGAUCACAGAGGCCGACGUCGAGGCCAUGCCCUACCUGCAGGCGGUGGUGAAGGAGACGUUCCGGCGUCACCCGCCGAGCCACUUCGUGCUGUCGCACGCGGCGACGCGGGACACGGAGCUGGGCGGGUACCGGGUGCCGGCGGACGCGAGCGUGGAGUUCUACACGGCGUGGGUGACGGAGAACCCGGCGACGUGGCCGGACCCGGAGGCGUGGCGCCCCGAGCGGUUCCUCGAGGGCGGCGAGGGCUUCGACACCGACAUCACCGGCACCCGCGCGCUCCGCAUGAUGCCCUUCGGCGCCGGCCGCCGCAUCUGCCCCGCGGCGACGCUCGGCGUGCUCCACAUCCAGCUCAUGCUCGCCAACAUGGUGCGCGAGUUCCGGUGGGUGCCCCCCGCCGGCGAGGGCCCGCCCGACCCCACCGAGACAUUCGCCUUCACCGUCGUCAUGAAGAACUCGCUCCGCGCCGCCAUCGUCGAGCGGGCGGCGUAACGCCGGCCGGUUGUCUCAGAUUGCCACGUACGUGUACGGGAUGGUAAUUAUGGCGGGGGUUAAUUUGGUGCGGCCGCGGUAUAAAUACUACUACUACUCCACGGUGAUCGGUGGAUCGAUCGUAGCUGUUGGUUGGUUGACGGACGGACGGAUGGGAUGUGCAAGCACGAUGCUAUCAUAAAUUCUUUCUUCUAGCGUUCUCUUUUCUUCUCUUGAUUUGAUGAUCCAAAAAUGUACGUACUACCUACUACCGAUGCUCGAUCUGCUCAUAUAUAUUGGUUGUCAACUUGUCAAAAAUAACCAUUGAUUUCUUUUUUUAAAAAAAAAAGAUAUGUCCAUUAA
Setaria italica (foxtail millet) is the source of this 2289-nucleotide messenger RNA. RefSeq names its product cytochrome P450 77A3. Gene Ontology annotation, cellular component: membrane. The record is from RefSeq and is a predicted model, not a curated record. Lineage: Eukaryota; Viridiplantae; Streptophyta; Magnoliopsida; Poales; Poaceae. Gene Ontology annotation, molecular function: heme binding; oxidoreductase activity, acting on paired donors, with incorporation or reduction of molecular oxygen, NAD(P)H as one donor, and incorporation of one atom of oxygen; iron ion binding. Bases 406 to 1947 code for a protein of 513 amino acids. The transcript is spliced from 2 exons.